This is a messenger RNA of Leptosia nina, 1419 nucleotides long. The record is from the annotation of a GenBank genome assembly. NCBI's taxonomy places the organism in Eukaryota, Metazoa, Arthropoda, Insecta, Lepidoptera, Pieridae.
AUGUCAAUUGAGCUACCGGCGAAGAGUAAAAUGCGGAUUUUCGUUGUAUUCCUCCUUUUUAUAUCAGCAAUAUGUGGAUCUACGAACGUAGAUACAAUAUCGGGUGAAGUAAAAAUCAAAAAUGUCGACAGAAUUAUUGAUUGUUCAUCACAACUUGUGAAAACAACUUCAAAAAUAACCUUGGAAAACACAGGCAAAGCACCGCUAAAGAAUUUUUUGCUGGCAGUAGAAAGUUCCGUGAAAGACAAUUUAUCGUUUCUCGGAGUAAAGGAUAGCAACAAUAAAGAUCUACGGUUAAGUGAAACCGUAGUAAAGGGAUAUGGAGACGUCAGAUUUUAUAGAGUUGACCUAAAAGAUCCUUUAAACGUGGGCUCCACAGCGGUCGUUGUUGCAGAAGCAGUGCUAACUAAAGCCUUACAACCAUACCCCACUGCUAUUACACAACAAGAGGAUCAGUUGGUCAAGUUUAUUGGUAACCUUUACUUCUUCUCCCCAUACCAUGUAACAUCUCAGAAAACCAAUGUAAUAUUAAACACUAAGACUAUAGAAUCAUUUACAAAAGUCAAACCAUUUAGUCAGCUAGAUGGUACUCUUGUAUAUGGUGCUUAUGCUAACAUAGGACCAUUUACUGAAAAGGAAUUAAGUGUUCACUUCAAGAAUAACUCUCCAUUUUUAACUGUUAGCCGUAUAGAGCGCCUUAUUGAAGUAUCUCAUUGGGGAAAUAUAGCAAUAGAAGAGAAGAUUGAAAUUGAACAUACAGGUGCAAAGUUGAAGGGCCCAUUCUCCCGUUAUGAUUAUCAACAGGAUCACCAUAGUGGCCCAGCCAGUGUGCGCUCUUAUAAGACUUUCUUACCUGCAUCUGCUGCUGAUGUUUACUACAGGGAUACAAAUGGCAACAUUUCUACAUCCAAUAUGAAAGUUAAAAAAGAUUCAGUGGAAUUGGAUUUGAGGCCCCGUUACCCACUUUUUGGAGGUUGGAAGACACAUUACACUCUAGGAUACAAUGUACCAAGCUAUGAAUACCUGUAUCACUCUGGAAAUGAGUACCUCUUAAAAAUGAGAGUGAUUGAUCAUGUAGUUGAUGAUAUGCAGGUUGAUGAAUUAGUCACAAAAGUUAUUUUGCCAGAAGGAGCUCACAGCAUUAAGGCUAAUUUCCCAUAUCCAUUAACUAGAUUGCCCGAUACUUUGCAUUACACAUACUUAGAUACUCAAGGUCGCCCUGUGAUUACAUUUACAAAGAGAAAUGUAGUGGAGAACCACAUCCAAGAUUUUCAACUUCGCUAUACAUUCCCCACCAUCUUUAUGCUUCGAGAACCUCUACUAGUAGUUGCUUCCCUAUACACUUUAUUCUUAUGUGUAAUUAUUUAUGUAAGACUAGAUUUUUCUAUUCACAAAGAAGCUCAUGUAAAAGCUAAUUAA